AUGAGCGAGAUUGGUAAAGCAAGACUUAUGGAAGAGAGAAAGAACUGGAGGAAGGAACAUCCCUUCAGAUUUGUGGCUAAGCCAUCCAGAGACAGUAAGUCAGGUGUAUUCGACUUGUUUAACUGGGAGUGCAAGAUACCUGGCAAGGAAGGGACGCUUUGGGAAGGAGGGAUUUUUAGAAUGGUGAUGCAGUUCCCAGAAGAGUACCCAAACAAGCCUCCCAAGUGUGUGUUCAAGCCAUGCCUAUUCCAUCCAAACAUUUAUCCUUCAGGAACCGUUUGCUUGAGCAUUUUAAGUGAGGAUGAAGAUUGGAAGCCUUCAUUGUCUGUUUCUCAGAUUUUACUAGGAAUUCAAGAUCUUCUUGGCAACCCCAACCCAAACUCCCCAGCCCAGCAUGAUCCCUUUGCUUUGUACAAGGACAAUAGGAAGAAGUAUAACCUAAAGGUGAGGGAGUUUGUCAGGAUGUAUGGCAAAAACUAG
Molecule: messenger RNA, 480 nt
Organism: Moneuplotes crassus
Lineage: Eukaryota; Ciliophora; Spirotrichea; Euplotida; Euplotidae
Source: the annotation of a GenBank genome assembly